This is a messenger RNA of Eurypyga helias (sunbittern), 1037 nucleotides long. RefSeq names its product Src-like-adaptor (gene SLA). The transcript is spliced from 7 exons. The coding region runs from base 187 to 1014 and encodes 275 amino acids. Lineage: Eukaryota; Metazoa; Chordata; Aves; Eurypygiformes; Eurypygidae. The record is from RefSeq and is a predicted model, not a curated record. Gene Ontology annotation, molecular function: protein binding.
AGCAAGUAUGUAAAACGCUAACAUGCCUUUGACACAAGAGUUCUCAGAAGCAAAACUGUAUAAAAUUGGAGACACCCAAACUAGGUCAUUUCUCAUCUGUUGGCACAGCAGGUGUUAUUCUGAUGUUUAAUUUCAACAUCUCCUUUGAUUUAGUUCUGAAGAGCUUUGACGGAAUUAGAGAGCGCAAUGGGAAAUACUGUGAAAACGCCGAGAGCUUCUGAAGAAACAAAUGUGCCAAGCCAAACGGGUCAGGAGAGUGAUUUCCUUGCUGUCCUCUAUGACUAUCCUUCACCAGACAUAAGUCAACCUAUUUUUCAUGUAGGGGAAAAACUCCGCGUGAUAUCAGAUGAAGGAGGCUGGUGGAGAGUCCAUUCCCUAACAACAGGUCGAGAAAACUAUAUUCCAGGAAAAUAUGUAGCAAAGGUUUACCAUGGCUGGUUAUUUGAAGGGUUGGGAAGAGAAAAAGCAGAGGAACUUCUACAGCUACCCAACACCAAGGUUGGCUCCUUCAUGAUCAGAGAGAGUGAAACCAGGAAAGGGUUAUAUUCCUUGUCAGUGCGGCACAGGCAAGUGAAACAUUACAGAAUCUUCCGCCUUCCAAAUAACUGGUAUUACAUCUCUCCACGGCAAACCUUUCAGUGCCUUGAAGACCUUGUGAAUCACUACUCAGAAGUUGCGGAUGGUCUCUGCUGUGUCCUUACAACACCCUGUCUCACCCAGUGCGCUAACAGCAUAACAAAUCAAGUUCCUCCUGUGGUGAUGCGGAGUAAGAACUUCAACUGGAGAAACGUCCACAGGCUGGAGGUGACCGAAGAUACUGAAAGCACCCUGGCAGCAAUGGAUGAUUCUUGUCUCAGCUAUGGCCUGAGGGAAAGUAUCACUUCCUACCUCUCCUUGACAGGGGAUGACACUUCUUUUGCAAGUCCCAGAAAGAAGAAAGCCCAAUCUCUUAUAUACACAGGGAGCAAACGUAAGAGUACAUUUCACUUGCCACCUACAUACUAUGAGGACUAAAUAUAAGGCAACCAGGACAAAAU